AGCGUGUUUGGGUACACGCCUGAUACUGUGUUUGGCAUCGAGGGGUUUGCGAAGGGUGCGGUUGCGUUGUCCAGCGUCACGGCUGGGAUCGGCAUAUGCGUCGACGCCUGGUUCCUCGCGACCUACAGCAGCGCUAACGCGCAGAAGUUCAAGGCGCUCGCCACGGACGUCUACUCCUCGUUCUUUUUCUUCUCCAUCGCAUCGCGCCUGCCCAUCCUAAUGCUGCUCUGCACCUCGGUCGCGGUGAUGCUCCUGCUGUUCGCUAUCGCGUGGUCGAACUGGGGCGACAUCGUCGUCGUCGCAUCUGUCUUCGCGUUCACGGUGUACUAUCUGCAGUAUAUCGUCCUCGCGGUGCAC
This is a messenger RNA of Heterobasidion irregulare TC 32-1, 357 nucleotides long. RefSeq lists its product as uncharacterized. The transcript is spliced from 2 exons. The record is from RefSeq and is a predicted model, not a curated record. Lineage: Eukaryota; Fungi; Basidiomycota; Agaricomycetes; Russulales; Bondarzewiaceae. The annotation marks the transcript as partial.